Messenger RNA from Funneliformis caledonium, 492 nucleotides. The record is from the annotation of a GenBank genome assembly. NCBI's taxonomy places the organism in Eukaryota, Fungi, Glomeromycota, Glomeromycetes, Glomerales, Glomeraceae.
ACAUCAUCUCCUUCACAAGAGGGAGCGUAUAAACCUUAUGAAAAAAGACUAGACUACUUGGAGACCAAAGUCGUCCUAUCCGAAGACAUGGGGACCAAGUCAACCUAUAGACAUCGUCUACUUCACGAGAACACUGAGGAACUGAUAGAUGAAAAGCCAAAUAUCCAUCGCCUAUGGGCAGUCAUGAAGUAUUUGGAGGAGGAGGAUCUCAAUAGGUCCACCGCCUAUGGGCAGACAUGGACAUAUUGGCCUUUUCAUUCAGGAACCCUUCAUGACAACCAACCUCACCGCCUACGGGCAGACAAAUUCGCUCAUAAACAACCCACGACUGAAAAUAUUAUAAAGUCUCUUCAAACAUCCUAUGAGCUAGCGAAGACUGGUAAUCAUGUAAAAUCCAUGCAAAACGUUGUUUUAAAUAAACAUAAGAAAUUAGUACAUAGUACAUAUGACGUCAUUCAAUUUUUAUUUGCUAUACUUAGUAUUAGUACAUGA